AUGAGCAUGAAAAAAUCAGAAGGGGUUGGUGAAUUUGCGUUGAAGCUAACCUCCCUGGUUAAUGAGAUGCGGGCUCUCGGAUCAAAGAUGGAGGACAUCGCAGUUGUGGAGAAGUUACUUCGAGCUGUUCCCGAUAAGUUUUUACCGAUCGUUGUCACCAUAGAGCAGUGGGGCGAUGUGACGAAGAUGUCGGUGAUGGAGGUGAUCGGGAGGCUGAAGAACCGUGAGUUGGGAAAACCAGAAAAUAGAAAUAAAGAGGAAAACAAAGGGCACGAUAUGGGCCCUUGGCGAUCAGUUUUUUGUGCGCGUGUGUUCGUGCAAUUUUAUGUGAUCGAUCCUGAGGGUGAAGUUCCAACAAUUGGUAUCUAG
Triticum turgidum subsp. durum (durum wheat) is the source of this 369-nucleotide messenger RNA. Lineage: Eukaryota; Viridiplantae; Streptophyta; Magnoliopsida; Poales; Poaceae. The record is from the annotation of a GenBank genome assembly.